Messenger RNA from Suillus paluster, 936 nucleotides. RefSeq lists its product as uncharacterized. The record is from RefSeq and is a predicted model, not a curated record. The transcript has 7 exons. Lineage: Eukaryota; Fungi; Basidiomycota; Agaricomycetes; Boletales; Suillaceae. Bases 1 to 936 code for a protein of 311 amino acids.
AUGGCUACGGACGCUGCGACAUUGGCUCAAGCUUCAACCGCAGAUACCAAACAUGCAGAUGUGUGCGUGUGUGUUGAAAAUGUCGCACAUGCAACGGUUGGGUACGUGGUUGGUUUUGUAGCAUUCACAACCGUUGCAAGUGCUACUUGGCUCGAGUGUGAUAUACAUGAUUGGCUCGGUCUUGUAGGGCAUUCGCAACCGUUUGCCCUCAACUUCGAAGGACAGAUAGGAGGCUCGCCGGAGAUCAACUCCAACAUGCUCCAACAGAGGUUAGGCCUCAUGAUAGAGUUCCACCAUGAAAUGGGCGACCAAUCUUGCUCCACAUUUUUGGCAGUCGCCCCUUGCAUGGGAGAAACAAAAUGGAGGAAGAUUGGUCCCCCUUGCAUAGGGCUCAUCAUCUUGGGCCGACACCUAGACAGCAUCAUCAGCUGUUAUCCUAUCAUAUUGUCGGAUAAUAUAGAUCGAUUCAGUGGCACCAUCGCUGCCUUUCAACCGCUUGGCCCACAUAUGGGCUCUGUUCAUAUAGAAAUAUGUUGCAAUCAAGGAGCAUUACUGCUCGAUCACGAAGCAACUGCUGUGAUCGCAGAUCAGCCAUGCAGGGAUGGAUGUACGAUCCAUCUUCGCAAGCUUGCUACGACGUCGUCACAGUUCGAUGCCCCUUGCCAGUCGGUGAUCUGUUUUUCCACCGCUAAAUCCUUCCUCCACAUCAUUGCUCCCAUACAAGGGAUGAUUGCCAAUGAUGUGGAGCAAGUCGCUCCUUGUAUGAGAGCAACAAUGUGGAGGAAUGCUGUCCCCAUGAAAUGGGCCACCGAUCUCGCUCCACUUUUGGCAGUCGCCCCUUGCAUGGGAAACAGUGUAGAUCAACUCCAACGUGCUCCAACAGAGGCAAGGCUACGAGGGUCGCAGGUUCCCCAAUACCAAAUACUGGUCAUAUGA